Messenger RNA from Actinia tenebrosa (Australian red waratah sea anemone), 2297 nucleotides. RefSeq names its product ras-related protein Rab-7a. Gene Ontology annotation, cellular component: late endosome; phagocytic vesicle; lysosome. NCBI's taxonomy places the organism in Eukaryota, Metazoa, Cnidaria, Anthozoa, Actiniaria, Actiniidae. The record is from RefSeq and is a predicted model, not a curated record. Gene Ontology annotation, molecular function: GTP binding; GTPase activity. Gene Ontology annotation, biological process: endosome to lysosome transport; phagosome-lysosome fusion.
GUCACCCUGUGUUAUGUGACGCAAUCGCGUAUAUUCGGAUGGUCACGAGACAAGCACCGCAAACGCCUCGGCCAUUUUGUCGACAUCGGUGAAGUCUUCACGUAAGUUCUUGGAUUUGACGUUAUAUCUCCGAAUUCUUUCUAUAUAAAUUGUCUAUUCUAGAGGACACAUAAUGGCUUCACGAAAGAAGGUGCUUCUGAAGGUUAUUAUUCUCGGAGACAGUGGUGUUGGAAAAACAUCAUUAAUGAACCAGUAUGUGAACAAGAAAUUCAGUAAUCAGUACAAGGCUACUAUUGGUGCAGACUUCUUAACUAAAGAAGUGAUGGUUGAUGACAGAUUGGUUACCAUGCAGAUCUGGGACACUGCUGGACAGGAGAGAUUCCAGAGUUUGGGUGUUGCAUUCUAUCGGGGUGCAGAUUGUUGUGUUUUGGUAUUUGACGUGACGCAACCCAACACAUUCAAGACCCUUGACAGUUGGAGAGAUGAAUUUCUUAUUCAAGCCAGUCCCAGGGAUCCUGAAAACUUUCCUUUUGUAGUUCUGGGAAACAAGAUUGACUUAGAAAAUAGAGCGGUCUCGGCAAAGAGAGCACAAGCCUGGUGCCAUUCUAAGAAUGACAUUCCUUACUUUGAGACCAGUGCUAAAGAAGCCAUCAACGUUGAACAGGCUUUUCAAACUAUAGCAAAGAACGCACUUGCACAGGAAACAGAUGUGGAGCUAUACAAUGAUUUCCCAGACCAAAUCAAGUUAUCAAACGACAGCAAACAGAAAUCAGAUGGGUGUGCAUGUUAAAAAAACUAGUUAGAACCUACUGUCAAUAUAUUGUCCUUUCUUACGAGGCUAAGUUAAGCUUGAAUCACAUGAAUUUCUUGGUAUAGUAGCCGUAUGGGGUACCACCUAAGCACUCACCUAUACCAGUACAAAUAGAAAUUUAUAGUUAYUACCAUGUGAGUCAAGCAUCUCCUAAGCUAUUCAACCCAAUUGUACAAUUCAAUACAGGAUAGAUACCACUAGAGAAGUGUACUUUUUUAUGUCUUGUAGAAUGAUAAACAAUAUUCUCACUUACCCCUCUGGUUCUUUUGAAGUCUAUUUUUUCAUUUGCUGUUGCAUGAUUAUUACUAUCGGCAACCAUCAAGUAGGGCGUUUAAUGCCAAAAUUAAAAAAUUAAAAAUUCAACAGUAAUCACAAUUUAUGAAAAGAAUGCUUGGUUUAUAUCAUUUUCUUUUCCAAAACAAUCAAGUGUAUGUAAUUAUGCCUUAAAUAUAUUUGAAAACAAUAUUAGCUACAUGUAUAAUGAAAGUGUUAAUUGGUGCAGACACUAAAUAUGAAAUAUUUAUUACUGUAACAAGUGGUAUUCAAAUAAGAGAGACAAUAGAGUAUUUGCACCAUCACGUGUUGGCAGCCAUGACUGGAACAAUUGAAUAUGGGGUGCUUAACAUUUACCAGAAAAACUGGAAACUCUAGUUGGAAAACAAAAUAAUGGCAUGUGUCAUUCCAAUCGGAAAGUUCCAGAAAACGUGGUCUUAUUGAGGUAAUCAUUUUUCCAGCUCUUUUCGGUUCUUCUGGUAGACUCAUAUCAUUUUUUGGCAUAAAAAGUUUGCCCUUUUUUUACUAUCAGCAAAUGAAUUUCCAACAGGAUGGAUUGGUUGAAAUGGUAAGCUCCCCUGAUCUCAUCUGGUGUACUUGCAAAAUAAUUCAGUUUCCCAAGUCCAUUGUUGCGCUUCCUGUCAUGGCUGCCAUCACAUGAUGACACAAAUAGUGUCUAUUUAAUAAAAUCUUAAAGUAAUACCUUAAUAUUUCAGGUUUAAUGUUUGCACUAUUGUGUGGUUGUAAAGGGAUAUUUCUGUCAAUACAUGCACACACAUCCAAACAGUGUCAAUCCAGGUUCACUCUAUACAAAGAAAGGAUCAUUGUUGGUGCAUCUUUAUGUAUCUUGCAUCCCAAAAUUCUAGACUAGAUUUCUAGGUAAACUAAAAUCAAGAUUAUUACUUGGAUACACCAGUAGUGAUCCUGAGAAAUUAGUUCCGUUGAGUCGCUACCUCUUACAUUUUUGACUGACAGCAGUGGAAGACCAGCUUCAGGCAACUUGCAGCUAUUGAGUUCAGGUAACAUUGAAAAUUAAUUGCAAUAUAGCAUGCGCCAAAAUCUUGCAACCUACUAGUGCAGGGAGGUCUUUAAGCUGCUGUAUUGACAGGGUUUGGAUGUCAGUUAAUAGAGAUUAUGAUGAAUAUGAUAACACCAACAUGUAAGAUGACUUGUUAUUGGGACUUCAAAAUAAAAUAAAUUUGGAAUGACAACA